AUGGUCUCUUCUUCUUCUUCUUGUCGCUUCUAUAUGUUCUUCUUAGUGAUGAUUACUUUCCACUUGGUAUCUCUUGUGAGAUCAAGCGACGUUGAGGCUCUACUGACUUUGAAAUCACCCAUUGAUCCAUCAAACUCCAUUCCAUGGAGAGGAACAGAUCUCUGCAACUGGGAAGGUGUUAAAGAAUGCAUUAACGGAACAAGAGUCUCAAAGCUUGUUCUUGAGAAUCUGAACCUCACUGGCUCACUUGACGAGAAGAGCUUGAACCAAUUAGACCAACUUAGAGUUGUAAGUUUCAAAGGCAACCAUCUCUCUGCCUCAGUUCCUAACCUCUCCGGUUUGGUCAACCUUAAAUCACUUUUUCUCAACGAUAACAACUUCUCUGGGGAGUUCCCUGAAUCACUGACGUCUCUCCACCGACUCAAAACCAUUGUCCUUGCUGGAAACCAGUUUUCCGGUCACAUCCCUAGCUCGUUGCUCCAUCUUUCACACCUUUAUACACUUCACCUUCAGGACAAUCUCUUCUCCGGCUCUAUUCCUCCUCUCAACCAAGCAACUCUGAGAUUCUUUAAUGUCUCUAAUAAUCAGCUCUCUGGCCAUAUUCCACUGACACAAGCACUGAAUCAGCUCAAUGAGUCUUCCUUUACAGGCAACAUUGCUCUAUGCGGCGAUCUGCUUCAAGAAUCUUGCAUAAGAAGGAAUGGUACAGGUGGAGUCUCUUCAAAACCGUCAGCAAUUCCAGCCAUGCCUAUAGCCAAAAGAAAGACCAAAACAAAGCUCAUUGUAAUCAUUGUCGGAAGCAUAAGUGGCGGUAUUGUAUUACUUCUGCUGACACUGCUUAUGCUACAGAGACGGCAGCAAAAGAGAGAAGAGUGCAUAAGCAAAGCCGUGGUGGUAGCAACAUCUGUCCAAACAGAAGGAGGCACCAGUGACAGUAUAAACAAAAGCUUCUCAUGGGAGAGAGGAAGUGAAGAAGGAUCAAUGGGGACUCUUGUUUUCUUGGGGAGAGGUGAAUCAGAUAUCAUGGCGGUGAGAUACAGCAUGGAUGAUCUACUCAAAGCUUCAGCUGAAACUUUGGGAAGAGGAACGUUAGGGAGCACUUACAAGGCUGUGAUGGAGUCUGGCUUCAUUGUCACUGUUAAGAGGCUUAAGGAUGCAGGGUUUACUAGAAUGGAGGAGUUCAAGAGACACAUUAAGAUCCUUGGAAGGCUCAAGCACCCUAACUUAGUGCCUCUCAGAGCCUACUUCCAAGCCAGAGAAGAAUGCUUGCUUGUCUAUGAUUACUUCCCCAAUGGAAGUCUCUUCUCUCUUAUCCAUGGAAGUAGAGUUUCUAGGAGUGGGAAGCCUCUUCACUGGACAUCAUGUCUGAAAAUAGCUGAGGAUUUAGCAAUGGGUCUUGUCUACAUUCAUCAGAAUCCCACCUUAACUCAUGGGAACUUAAAAUCCUCCAAUGUUUUGUUAGGUCCUGACUUUGAGUCCUGCCUCACGGACUAUGGUCUCAGAGAUCUCCAUGAUCCCCACUCUGUUGAAGACACAAGUGCAGCCUCUCUCUUCUACAAAGCUCCUGAGUGCAGAGACUCACGCAAGGCCUCGACACAACAAGCUGAUGUCUAUAGCUUUGGAGUCCUCCUUCUAGAGCUUCUAACAGGUAAAGCUUCAUUCCAGGACCUUGUUCAUGAACACGGGUCUGAUAUCUCCAGAUGGGUGCGUGCGGUGAGAGAGGCAGAGACUGAAUCAAGCGAGGAGCUGAAUUCUUCUGAGGAGAAACUUCAAGCUCUUUUGAGCAUUGCAACAACAUGCGUGGCUAUUCAGCCUGAAAACCGGCCUGUGAUGAGAGAGGUGUUGAAGAUGGUGAAGGAUGCAAGAGCAGAAGCAGUAGUGUUGUCAUCUUUCAGCAGUGGCCAGUCACCAGGUAGAUGGUCGGAUACAGUACAGAGCUUGCCAAGGGAGGAUCAUAUGAGCAUAUGAUGAACGUUGUUGAGCGUUCUCUCCAUUGUUUGAUUGUUGAAGUUGCACUAUAGGUUCAUAGUGUAAGGAUAUUGUUGAUGCCAUUCUAACUAUAUCAAGGGAUUAACCAGUGACUCGAAGAUGAAAUGCAAACCUGAUUCGGUCUUU
This is a messenger RNA of Eruca vesicaria subsp. sativa (arugula), 2115 nucleotides long. The record is from the annotation of a GenBank genome assembly. Lineage: Eukaryota; Viridiplantae; Streptophyta; Magnoliopsida; Brassicales; Brassicaceae.